UGCCGCAGCGAGGGCGGGGGGGUCAUCAUGAGCCUGAUGCUGGAGACGCUGCUGGGCCCCCCGGGGGGGCUCCGCAAGGAGCCGGGCCGCGUUCCCCGGGGCUCCGCCGCCUCCAGCGGCUUCUACUCGUGGCCGGCGCCGGUGCCGGGGCGGGCGCGGGGCGCGGGGGGCGGCGGCGGCAGCGCGGCCGCGUCCUCCACCGAGAGCCUGGACUCGCUGAACGGCGAACCGCGGGCGCGCAACGAGAAGGAGCUGCUGCAGGUGCUGAACGACCGCUUCGCCGGCUACAUCGAGCGGGUGCGGGCGCUGGAGCAGCAGAACCGGGCGCUGGCGGCCGAGGCGGCGGCGCUGCGGCAGCAGCAGGCGGGGCGCUCGGCCAUGGGCGAGCUGUACGCGCGGGAGCUGCGGGACAUGCGGGGCACCGUCCUGCGCCUGGGAGCCGAGAAGGGGCAGCUGCGGCUGGAGCGGGCCCGCCUGGCCGAGGACGUGGCGGCGCUGCGGGGGCGGCUGGAGGACGAGGCCCGGCAGCGCGGGGAGCUGGAGGCGGCGGCGCGGGGGCUGGCGCAGCGCUCGGCACAGGAGGAGCGGGCGCGGGGGCCGCUGGAGGAGCGGGCGCGGGCGCUGCGGGAGGAGGCGGAGAUGCUGCGGAGGCAGCACCGCGCCGAGGUGGGAGCGCUGCUGCGGGGGGCGCGCCCGGAGCCCCCCGCCGAGCCCCCCGCCGCGCUGCGCCCCGGGGUGACGGCCGCGCUGCGGGACCUGCGCGCUCAGCUGGAGGGCACGGCCGCCCGCAGCACCCUGCAGGCAGAGGAGUGGUUCCGCGUGAGGCUGGACAAGCUGUCCGAGGUGGCCAAGGUGAACACGGACGCCAUGAGAGUGGCCCAGGAAGAGAUCACCGAGUACCGCCGGCAGCUCCAGGCCAAGACCACCGAGCUGGAGGCCCUCAAAGGGACCCAGGAGUCACUGGAGAGGCAGAGGCAGGACUCGGAGGAGCGGCACCAUGCAGAUGUCCUGUCCUACCAGGAAACCAUCCAGCAGCUGGACAGCGAGCUGAGGAACACCAAGUGGGAGAUGGCAGCUCAGCUCCGGGAAUACCAGGAUCUGCUCAACGUCAAAAUGGCCCUGGACAUCGAGAUCGCUGCCUACAGAAAGCUCUUGGAAGGGGAGGAAUAUCGGCUCGAGACUGGCAUUGGGAUGCUCUCCUACCCCGAGGUGGUCCCCAAGGCUCCCAGCAUCACCACCAACAUCAAGGUGAAGAGCGAGGAGAAGAUCAAGGUGGUGGAAAAAUCGGAGAAGGAGACGGUGAUUGUGGAGGAGCAGACGGAGGAAAUCCAGGUGACCGAGGAGGUCACGGAGGAGGAGGAGGCUGAGAAAGAGGCUGAAGAGGAGAAAGCUGAAGAGGAGGAAGAAGAAGAGGAGAAAGCUGAAGAGGGUGAAGAAGAGGCCAAGUCUCCCGCAAAAGAGGAGGCCAAGUCCCCAGAGAAACCUGAGUCCCCCUCAAAGGAGGAGGCCAAGUCCCCUGAAAAGCCCCCAACCCCCUCCAAGGAGGGGGCCAAGACCCCAGUUGUGAAGUCCCCAGAAAAACCUGCAACCCCCUCCAAGGAGGAGGCAAAGAGCCCUGCUGUCAAAUCCCCUGAAAAGCCACCAACGCCCUCCAAGGAGGAGGCCAAGACCCCCACAGUGAAGUCCCCAGAGAAACCUGCACCCCCCUCAAAAGAGGGGACCAAGACCCCAGCGGUGAAGUCCCCAGAGAAACCUGCACCCCCCUCAAAGGACAAGGCCAAGACCCCCGAGAAACCCUCAGCCCCCCCUAAGGAAGAGGCCAAAAGCCCGGCGGUGAAGUCCCCAGAGACACCUGCAGCUCCCUCAAAGGACGAAGCCAAACCCCCCUCUGUGAAGUCCCCAGAAAAAGCCCCAACCCCCUCAAAGGAGGAGGCCAAGAGCCCAGCUGUGAAGUCACCAGAGAAGGUCAAAUCUCCCGGGAAGGAGGAGGCCAAGUCUCCACAGAAGGAGGAGGCCCCAGCCAAGGAGCCAACCCCUGCUCCGAAGGAGCCGAAAGCCCCCGCCAAGGAGGAGCAGCCCAAGGAGCAGCCCAAGGCUCCCUCCAAGGAGGAGGGAAAGAAGGAGGAAGCUCCCAAGAAGGAAGUCCCAGCCAAGGCAGAGGAGAAACCCAAAGAGAAGGUGGCUGCUGUGCCAGAGCCUCCAGCCCCACAGGUGAAAGAGACCCCCAAGCCAGGCCCCAAACCCGCUGAAGAAGGAAAAGCUGAGAAGGAAACUCCACCAAAACCUCAGCAGGAGGUUGGCAAAGCGGCCGCCAAGGAGGCUGAGAAGCCAAAGGCUGAGGAGAAGGUGGAGGAGCCGAAGAAGAAAGUGGAGGAGCCAAAGAAGGAGAAGGCGGAGGAGCCCAAGAAAGUGGAGGAACCCAAGAAGGAGAAGGUGGAGGAGCCCAAGAAGAAGGUGGAGGAGCCCAAAAAGGCGGAGGAACCCAAGAAAAAGGUGGAAGAAUCCAAGAAGGAGAAGGUGGAGGAGCCCAAGAAGGCGGAGGAACCCAAAGCCCAAGCAAAACCCAAAGAUGAGCCCAAAGCCAGCAAGGACCCCCCCAAGGCCGAGGCCCCCUCUGGCAAGGAGGGCACGGCCCCAGAGCCGGCCCCCAGCGCAGGGAAGAAGUGAGUGGAGAGUCCUGGGUGCCAAUGGGCACUGCGGGCACGGGGGCUGCUCUGCCCCCCUCCCCGAGGGCCGGGCCCGGGGUGGGACCCCCAGGCUGGGCUUCCCCUUAGCAAUAGGCCCUGUGAGAGCCGCAGGGUGGGCGACGCUUCCCUCGCAGAACGUGAUCCCCACAUUUAACACUUGAAUUAUAACCCAGGAGAAGGGGGGAGGCCCCCAGGGACACCCCUUCUCCUCUAAGUGCAUUUAUUCAAUGUAUGUGCAACGGAUGGACGAGUGCAAUGCAGAGCUGUAGCUGCUUGGGGGGGGCUGGCGGGGUCUGGGGGAAGGACUGUCCCCUGGAGCAGCGGUGGGAGAGGCUGGGAGCUGCAGGAAUGCUCCCAGGCACAGGCUGGGAGCUGCAGGAAUUGCUCACAGACACACACGGGUGCACCAGGAACCUCAGCCCACUGAUCUUUGCUUACUGUGCAAUAACCAAAUAAAAGUGCUUACGGAGA
Molecule: messenger RNA, 3158 nt
Organism: Pseudopipra pipra
Lineage: Eukaryota; Metazoa; Chordata; Aves; Passeriformes; Pipridae
Gene: NEFH
Product: neurofilament heavy chain
Exons: 4
Coding region: 28-2667 (879 amino acids)
Biological process (GO): intermediate filament bundle assembly; axon development
Cellular component (GO): neurofilament; axon
Molecular function (GO): structural constituent of postsynaptic intermediate filament cytoskeleton
Source: RefSeq, a predicted model, not a curated record